CCCCCCGCGUAGUCGCGCACGCGAGCCGAGCGUCGCCGUCUCUCUCGCGUCGCGGCGAGCGCCCCCAUCCACACGCGGGGGUCCCGAUCAUGGCAGCGGAAGUACUACCGGAUAUCUUAGUCUAUCCCAGCUCGAAGCUGACAUGGCGAUGACGGGGACGGCGCCCUGGAGGUCGCCGCUUCGGGCCCCUCCUCCUACUCCCUCGCGCGGGAAUAAUUCGCGCCCCCGCGGCCUCGUCCCGGCGCAAUGCCGGCCGUGGCCGCGUCCCAGCCUCAGUUCCGCCGCCGUCGCGUGCCCGCGGAGCGAGGAGAUGGCGCGGCUGGAGCGCGGGUCGCUGGUGGUCGGCGGGCGGGAGCUCCUGGAGCGGGCCCCUCCCAGCGUGGCCCUCCGCCGCCCCGCGGUCGUCGCCUCCCCGGGGGGCGCCGCGUUCCUUGGCGCCACGGCGCCCGCCCCGUCCAGCCGCCACGUGUUCUCCCUCGGCACCCUCGCCAGUGGGUGGAAGUGGCUGUCCCUGUUCAGGUUCAAGAUCUGGUGGAUGAUCCCGACGGUGGGCGAGGACGCCGCCGGCGUGCCAGCGGAGACGCAGAUGCUGCUCUUGGAGUCGAGGAGCGAGGCGGGUGCCGCGCUGUACGCGCUCAUGCUGCCGGUUCUUGACGGCGGCUUCCGAGCCAGCCUCCAGGGGAGUCCUGAGAAUGAGCUCCAAUUUUGCUUCGAGAGCGGUGAUCCUGAGGUUCAGACACUGGAAGCAGUUGAUGCUGUAUUCAUCAACUCAGGGGACAACCCUUUCAAGCUUAUGAAGGAAUCAAUCAAGAUGUUAUCUAAGAUCAAAGGAACUUUCAGUCAUAUAGAGGACAAAGAGAUCCCUGCAAACCUGGACUGGUUUGGGUGGUGCACUUGGGAUGCUUUUUAUAAAUCUGUCAACCCAGUGGGAAUUGAAGAGGGCCUUAAAAGUUUGUGUGAAGGAGGUGCACCACCAAGGUUUCUAAUUAUAGACGAUGGCUGGCAAGAAACCGUUAACGGAUUCAAGGAAGUGGAUGAGGCCUUUAUUGAACAGACUGUGUUUGCGGAGAGACUUAUCGAUCUGACAGAGAACGAUAAGUUUAGGGGAGAAACCUGCAAGAAUCUUGGAGACCAUGUCAAGAAAAUCAAAGAGCACUAUGGAGUCAAGUAUGUCUACAUAUGGCAUGCUUUACAUGGGUAUUGGGGUGGUGUCCUCACAACACCUGAUGCGAUGAAGAAGUACAAUCCACAGCUAGUUUACCCAGUCCAGUCUCCCGGUAAUGUUGCAAAUUUGAGGGAUAUAGCUAUGGACAGCUUGGAGAAAUUUGGAGUGGGUAUCAUUGAUCCUGCCAUGAUAUAUGACUUCUACAAUGAUCAGCACAGCUACCUUUCUAGUGUGGGUGUGGAUGGUGUGAAGGUAGAUGUGCAGAAUGUGAUGGAGACUCUUGGGAAGGGUUUUGGUGGUCGUGUUGCAUUAACUCAGAAGUAUCAACAAGCACUUGAGGAAUCUAUCGCUCGGAACUUCAAAGGAAACAACCUAAUUUGCUGCAUGAGUCACAAUACAGACAGCAUUUUUAGUUCAUUGAAGAGCGCAGUUGCUAGAGCAUCAGAAGAUUUCAUGCCUCGGGAGCCAACGAUGCAAACCCUGCACAUUGCUACUGUGGCAUUCAAUAGCCUUUUAUUGGGAGAAAUUUUCAUACCUGACUGGGAUAUGUUUCAUAGUAAGCAUGAAUCAGCAGAAUUUCAUGGAGCUGCGAGGGCUCUGAGUGGUGGUGGUGUUUAUGUCAGCGACAAACCAGGGAUGCAUGAUUUCAGUGUUCUUAAAAAACUUGUUCUGCCAGAUGGCUUGAUUCUAAGAACAAAGCAUGCUGGUCGUCCAACUCGCGAUUGCCUGUUCAAUGACCCUGUCAUGGAUGGCAAAAGUCUGUUGAAAAUAUGGAACUUGAACAAGUUUUCUGGAGUCAUCGGAGUGUUUAACUGUCAGGGUGCUGGAAAUUGGACUUAUCCAGUGAAAGAAAAUGCUCAUGUUCCCACUACCGUCUGCAUCACUGGUGAUCUCUCCCCAUCAGAUGUGGAGUUACUUGAGGAGAUAGCUGGGGAUGAUUGGAACGGAGAGACUGCAGUAUUUGCUUUUAAUUCAUGUUCUCUCUCAAGGCUUCAGAAGCAUCAGACUAUGGAGGUUUCCUUGUCUACUAUGACAUGUAAGAUAUAUACCAUAGCGCUGAUAAAGGUUUUUGGUGGCUUUGUUCAGUUUGCUCCUCUUGGACUGGUUAACAUGUACAACUCAGGUGGUGCGCUCGAAAACGUCACGAGCACAGGUGAUUGUUCAGAGAUCACAAUUCAGAUCCAAUGCCGAGGGCCAGGUCGGUUUGGGGCGUAUUCAGCAACCAGGCCGGAAAUUUGCAGUGUUGAUGAGCAUGAAGUAGAGUUCAAACACACAGAUGAUGGCUUCCUGGCCUUUGAUCUCUCUCACGGUUCGUCCCAGGACAACCUCAGGAACAUUGAGAUUCUGUACAGAGCUUCCUGAACCUCCAUUUUCAGUGUGAUUUUUAUGCUCUUUCGAGCAGAUUAUGCUGCUCUCAGGCUCUUAGCUGUGGAUAAUUAUUGCUUCCCGCAAGCGUGUGUUAGCUCUGAAUUACUGCAUCUCGCGUGUGUUGUUUGUGCCAAUUAAUUUGGGCUUGUUCUAAGUUUCGAAUCUGCCGGAGACAGUUAUAAUACGAAUAUGUAUUUUGGCAGAUCAAUUCCAAUUUUGUGCCAAUAUUACCUAAAACAAAAAUAUUAUCCCUCU
This is a messenger RNA of Oryza sativa Japonica Group (Japanese rice), 2788 nucleotides long. Its product is annotated as probable galactinol--sucrose galactosyltransferase 2. The record is from RefSeq and is a predicted model, not a curated record. NCBI's taxonomy places the organism in Eukaryota, Viridiplantae, Streptophyta, Magnoliopsida, Poales, Poaceae.